GUUCUGAUUGUGAUUUUUCUUUUGUUUACCGUCGUAUCAUCUGAACUGUACUCUAGUACUGUAUCAUGGACAGUGACAGUUCAGAUGACCGACUACAAAGGCUACCAAUCAGCGGGCCUUACGUCGGUCUACAUUCCAGCCAAUGCAGCCAGUGCUCUAUUGGACAUCAAAAGCUCCGCCUCCGAUCUCAACUGUCCUCAUAAAACAGUCAAUGUAUAUGUGCGACCGGGGGGAUAUCCUGUGGGAACGCCCUACAAUGAGUCGUUUCCUGGAGACUUCCACCUCAGAAGGAAUUUUGAACACCAUGUUGUUUCAGUGACAAAUAACCAGUCAUCACUUUUAGUGCUGCAAGCUCCCCAGUCUGGACAAUGGUUUAUUGCUUCAUUUUUGCCAAAGAAAUCCAGUGAAAAAAUCACACAGAAGGGAGUGGAUAAGAAGAAAUGCGGGUACGCGCUAGGAGUCCGUGUCAUCACCGCUGUCCAGGAAGACGUACAGGAAGUCCACACCAGGGGGCAGUCCAAUAUCAGGCUGGACGCAAGCGAGGGACUAAAUAAAACCGUAAGAUUCUGGCUUCCGGAUAAUACCUAUGCUUAUACAGCAGUGCUCAGUAACUGCUCUGUGGAGAUGGACAACAAGACAAAAAAUGUUUGCUCUGUACUGGUGGACGCAUCAACUGGUACCCUACCCUCAGUAGACAACUCGACUACAAGCUGUUCAAAUGACAGUGUGUGUGAGGCUGUGAUUCCCUCCCCUUUAAUCACCAGCUGGAACUACCUUAGGUUUAGAUACAAGGGAAAUGGAUCCAUCACCUUCAAACUAAGCUUUAUUCCCAAAUUUUGUCUACAUAAUAACAUCUUCCAAAUUGUGAGUCCCUCUGACCAGACUAAAAGACAGAGUCCGACAGACAGGAUACAGGAUACAGUGGAGCUGGCCGACAACAGUAGUCUUACCGCUAACACCAGUGCCACACCAGCUGUUGUAAACUCGAGUCUGACUCAUGAUAACGUCUGUAUUCUGAUCUCAAGCCUGGGGCGCUUCCAGGUCUCCAAAGAUCUCUUCAAAGCUUACUUCUUCUUUCCAAACAUCUUCAUGAAUCCAAUACCAGCAAAUGAAAUCCUUGUGUCCGAUGAAUCUGUAUUGAUCACAGAUCUUCACCUGGACUCUGACAAAGACAUAGGUGGAACAUUAAAGCUUACUCUCACAAAUUUACUCCUCAAAAAUAAUCCCUCCCAGGAUUCAUUGGUGUGGGCAUGUCUCGUCAAGGGCUACCUCCCUCACCAGGAGACCAUCAGAGAGUGUUCCCAGGGCCUCCCAGUGACCAUCUUCUCCAAUUCCACUGGCCCGAUCACCCGCUACAUCCCCUACCCCGAGGCAGGGACUUGGUACCUGGCCCUCCACAGUCAGUGUUGGAACAGGACCUCCAAUCAGGUGGAGCCCUGUACCUUGUUGCCGGGGGUGAGCCUGGCCCUCAGCCUCACCGGCUGUGUGGACGGUCAGUGUGGGACGUUUGGUGCCUGUGAGGAGUACAUUAGUGGGUCCCACAUCUUCAGUACCUGUCAGUGUUACGCAGGCUGGGCUGGGUACGGAUGCACCGAUGGUAGUAAUGCGGAGAGUAAUGGGACCAUUUUGAUGGGGACACUCCUUCUGUCUCUCAGUAACUUGUUUUUUAUACCCAGCAUCUUCCUCGCUUUCUAUCGUCGCUACUUCCUAGAGGGCCUGGUCUAUUUUUUCACCAUGUUUUUCUCAACAUUUUACCAUGCCUGUGACUCCAGCAAAGGUCUCUACCAGUACUGUAUGAUGAAGUAUGAAGUCCUCAGCUUCUGUGAUUUCCUGGGCUCGUACCUUUCUUUCUGGGUCACGACCCUUGCCAUGGCUCGUCUCCCAGAGAAGGCCCACGGUUUUCUGGUGACCCUGGGGAUGCUGGGGCUGGCGGUGGGGAUGAUGUAUGACAAACACUCCCUCUAUGCGUUCCUGAUUCCUAUAUGUCUGGGGAUCAUCAUAAUGAUGGCUUCCUGGAUUAUGAAGUGUGUAAGGCGGCGACAAUUGUACCCCUCCAAGCGCCGCUACCUCUUCUUCCUGUUGCCGGGUGUUAUAUGUGCGGCGAUUGGUGUAGUCAUCUUUGCCUUCCUGGAGACCGAGGAGAACUACCAGUAUAUACACAGUGUGUGGCACGCCCUGGUGGCGCUCUCCAUCGUCUUCCUGCUCCCACCGCGACAGAGAGCAGACAAAACAGAAGAUCAGGAUACCAUAUCAACACUAACAUCGGAGAGGGAAAUGACUUGUAGUGUGGGGAAUGAUAUUCAGUAGUGUCUGGCCCCAUCCCUGGUGUGACCUUGCAGUAACAUCACUAACAUGGCAUUAUGUACCACUUCAACUAACCUGUCUUGUUGCUUUGUUUCACCCCGAGGAUGUAGAGCAUGCUAAUAGAAGUCUUUCACAGUCUUUUUUUGACAACUUAGUAAAGUAUUUAAAUCAUAUCAUUAUUUGACUACUUUACAUUCAGCAUGGUUUGUUAAUGUAUCACUACUUCUGUUAUUUAAACAAGGCUGAUGUUUUUAACAGCUUAGUUUACUUAAUCAUGAAAUAUCGAAUGCACCUUUUGUAUCAGUGUUGUUAAAAGGCAGAACAGAAAAUGGAAUGGAAACAAAAAAUCUGAUAACAAGUGAUAUGACUUGACAGGGAUUAAGAAUCAAAUAAUGAUGGGUAUUUUAUUAUGAAAUUUUCUCUGAGCUUGAAUACAUCACAGUAAAUGUACAUGCAAUAAUUUAAACAUGUAUACAGACAUGCGCCCUUACUCUGAUUGCUAAAUAUCACAUAUCCAAACUUUUGAAAAAGUAUAAUCUCUGUAGCCACAAAUGGCAAAGUUCUUUCACUUUGUUUUAAAAAUCACUUUGCAUCAGUGAUCUUUGACAGCUGUGAACAAAUUAAAUAAAGUAGGGUACCAGUUUAUAACUUUGGUUUUAUUUGUUUUGUCAAUUAUGUAAUGGUAUUUUGACUUGCCAUUCCAUUUUCUGUUCUGUAUUUUUGAUAGUAACAACUAGGUACAGUUUCAGUCUUAUUUUGCCCUGUUUUAAAGGGAUUUUUACAAAUGUCACAAGCAAUGGAAAUAUAGUAUUUAUUUACACAAGAAUACCUAAAAAAUAAAUAUCUAUAAAUAGUUACCUGAUUAGACAUUCAGAAGAGUAUGUGACGUCAUAGAAAAUGCAUUCCCUGUAAUUUUUCUUUAACUUAGCAACCAUGUCUUUUUUGUAGUAGUUUUUGAAUUGAAAAUUAUGUUCUCAGCUGACACCCAUGAUGAAAUUCAAAUUAUAUCUUUAUCAUAAAAUAUAAUUAUUUUGUUGAGGGUGACAGCUGCAGACCCAUUUUCCUCUCCAAAAAAAGUAUGGGGAAAGUAACAUUUUUCAUCAUUGUUUACUACAGAAAUAUGACAUAUUGUUGAAGUCAACUUUCCCUUUACAAACAGAAUAAAAGUGCAUAACUAGGUACUAUGUACACACAUGUUCAGUGUGGUGUAUGUGUAUCAGUACUUUUACUGAGAUUUCAACAUCUUUUGAAUUUCAAAAAAGAAAGAAACUGUACCUUCUUCUUUGAAACUUUUGCACUAAAACUUGUUUGUUUAAUAUCAUUUGUAGUAAGUUAAUUAUAUGUUUUAUAUCUUUUAAUUUUAAUGGGGAUAUUUUGUUUUAUCUUUGAAAUAUUUUUAGUACACAUCAUAACUUUUUUUUGUAGUACAGUUGCGGUUGAAUAUAUAUAUUUAUGAACAUAUACAAAGGUGCAUUUUUUAAGAAUAAUUGUAUCAGUUUUUAUGGCAUUAAACGGACGUUGCUUUACCCUUUUAUAUGCUUUGUUUGAAGUGUGUUCCAUGGUUGGCGUUUUAUGCAGUAUCUAGCUAGUUUUUGUCUGUCUAGUUUAUAUCACAGGCACCUGAAUUGUUAUCAACUAGUCACCAAAUAAAACUGAAAAUAGAAAAAUACCAAACCCAAUUUACAUGUAUAUAGAAACAUUUUUUUACAUAAUUAUAUGUAUGCCAUAUCUUGUCUUUUGAAUAUAAAGGGAAGGCAUUUUCUGCUGAUAGGCUAUACUUAAUGCAACUUACUUCAGGUGCUUGUGAUGUGAGAGAGAGAAAGAGAGCGAGAGAGAAUAAUGAAAUCCAAUGUUGAUCACUGUACAAGCAGAAGGACAAGAUUUACAACUACUAAGAUGAUUCUUCUCACAAAUAUUAUUAAUUGUGCAAUAUUUAAGUUAGCCAAUUUUAAAAACUGCAAUAAAAGAAUUAACAUGGA
Molecule: messenger RNA, 4283 nt
Organism: Magallana angulata
Lineage: Eukaryota; Metazoa; Mollusca; Bivalvia; Ostreida; Ostreidae
Product: transmembrane protein 8B-like
Exons: 12
Coding region: 85-2307 (740 amino acids)
Cellular component (GO): plasma membrane
Source: RefSeq, a predicted model, not a curated record